Messenger RNA from Tachysurus fulvidraco (yellow catfish), 2512 nucleotides. It is a transcript of the gene crnkl1, whose product is annotated as crooked neck pre-mRNA splicing factor 1. The record is from RefSeq and is a predicted model, not a curated record. Gene Ontology annotation, molecular function: protein binding. The transcript is spliced from 14 exons. Gene Ontology annotation, biological process: spliceosomal complex assembly; mRNA splicing, via spliceosome. Gene Ontology annotation, cellular component: U2-type catalytic step 2 spliceosome; precatalytic spliceosome; Prp19 complex. The coding region runs from base 150 to 2396 and encodes 748 amino acids. NCBI's taxonomy places the organism in Eukaryota, Metazoa, Chordata, Actinopteri, Siluriformes, Bagridae.
CAGGUGGGGAAAAAAUGAGCCAAGGAGAAAAGUUAUGGCGGAAAACUUGGUUUUGAUUGAAUAGUGUUAAGUAAUUUGUAUUUAAGGUAUCGAAUUAAAUACCAUAAACUCUUAUUUUCAUUCUUGUGGUAAGAUAAAACUUAGAAACUAUGGCGUCCACCGCGGCAGGGAAGCAGAGAAUACCGAAAGUGGCAAAGGUGAAGAAUAAAGCUCCAGCUGAGGUGCAGAUCACAGCCGAGCAGCUGCUUCGAGAAGCCAAAGAACGAGAACUCGAGCUACUCCCACCUCCACCCAAACAGAAGAUCACUGAUGAAGAGGAGUUAAAUGAUUACAAAUUACGAAAACGCAAGGGAUUUGAAGAUAAUAUCAGAAAGAACAGGACCGUCAUAAGCAACUGGAUCAAGUACGCACAAUGGGAGGAAAGUCUGAAAGAAAUACAGAGAGCUCGGUCUAUCUACGAGCGCGCGCUGGACGUGGAUCACCGGAAUGUCACACUGUGGCUGAAAUACGCCGAGAUGGAGAUGAAGAACCGGCAGGUCAAUCACGCUCGCAACAUCUGGGACCGAGCCAUAACCAUCCUGCCCCGAGUCAACCAGUUCUGGUACAAAUACAGCUACAUGGAGGAGAUGCUGGGGAACAUAGCAGGCUGCAGGCAAGUGUUUGAGCGCUGGAUGGAGUGGGAGCCGGAGGAGCAGGCCUGGCACUCUUACAUCAACUUUGAGCUGCGCUAUAAGGAGGUGGAGAAAGCCCGCUGCAUUUAUGAGAGAUUUGUGAUAGUCCAUCCCCAAGUGAAGAACUGGAUCAAAUACGCCCGCUUUGAAGAUAAGCACGGUUACAUUGCUCAUGCGAGAAAAGUGUACGAGAGGGCCGUGGAGUUCUUCGGCGAGGAACAUAUAGAUGAAAACCUCUUUGUGGCUUUUGCCAGAUUUGAGGAGAAACAGAAAGAGUUUGAGCGUGUUCGGGUGAUCUAUAAGUACGCCCUGGACAAAAUCCCCAAACAGAAGGCCCAGGAGCUUUUCAAGAACUACACAGUGUUUGAGAAGAGGUUUGGAGACAGGAGAGGAAUCGAGGACGUCAUCGUCAGCAAGAGGAGAUUCCAGUAUGAGGAGGAGGUUAAGGCAAGCCCACACAACUAUGAUGCCUGGUUCGAUUACCUGCGGCUGGUGGAGAGUGACGCGGACCCCGACACGGUCCGAGAGGUAUACGAACGAGCCAUCUCCAACGUCCCCCCCAUCACAGAGAAGAGACACUGGAGACGUUACAUUUACUUGUGGAUCAACUAUGCACUCUAUGAGGAGCUGGAGGUCAAGGACCCCGAGAGAACAAGACAGGUGUAUCAGGCAUGUCUGGAGCUUAUCCCUCACAAAAAGUUUACCUUCGCUAAAAUCUGGCUGCUCUAUGGCCAGUUUGAAGUUCGCCAGAAGAACCUGCAGAAAGCCAGACAAUGCCUGGGCACAGGCAUCGGGAAAUGCCCAAAGAAUAAGCUGUUUAAGGGCUACAUCGAGCUGGAGUUGCAGCUGAGAGAGUUUGACCGCUGCAGGAAGCUCUACGAGAAGUACCUGGAGUACAGCCCAGAGAACUGUACUACCUGGAUCAAGUUUGCCGAGCUGGAGACGAUCCUGGGAGACGUAGAAAGAGCACGGGCCAUAUUCGAGCUGGCUAUCGGUCAGCCUCGUCUCGACAUGCCAGAGGUGCUAUGGAAGUCCUAUAUUGACUUUGAAAUCGAACAGGAGGAAUAUGAGAACACACGAGGACUUUAUAAGAGGCUCUUGCAGCGCACACAACACGUCAAGGUAUGGAUCAGUUACGCACAGUUCGAGCUGUCGAUCGAGGGUGACGAGCGACUGCAGAGGUGCAGGCAGGUCUACGAGGAAGCUAACCGUAGCCUACGCACAUGUGAGGAGAAGGAGGAGAGGCUCAUGCUGCUCGAGGCCUGGAAGGACUUCGAGCACGAGUUCGGCACCUCGGCCAACAUAGACAGAGUGAGGAAGCUGAUGCCCGAGAAGGUGAAGAAGAGGAGAAAGCUUACUGCAGAGGAUGGGUCGGAUGCAGGGUGGGAAGAAUAUUACGACUACAUCUUCCCAGAGGAUGCUGCCAAUCAGCCCAAUCUCAAACUGCUGGCCAUGGCCAAGAUGUGGAAGAAGCAACAACAGCAAGACGAGCAUCCGGAGGAAGCAGAGACGGAAACGGACGAGAAUGUCGAACCCACACAGCCAGGAGACGAGCAGGAGGAAAGCGGAGAAACACAGGAGAAUAAAGAGGGUGUGUUUGACGAUCAUGAUGACAGCGACAGCAGCAGCAGCAGCAGCAGCAGCAGUAGUAGUAGCAGUGAAAGUGAUGAGGAGAACACUGAAGACAAAAGUGAGGAGAAGACAAAUCCUACAGAGGAGGAAUAAACUUGAGUUUUUUUCUUUUAUUCAAUAUCAGGAUAAACUGGACUGAUGGAGCAUUCAUCUGCUCACAGACUGUUCUCACUGUUCUUUUAUAACAAAAUAAAAAAGAGAAGCAAGUA